AUGGGCUCGUCCGGGGCCGGUGUGGCGUUCCAGCUGAUCCGGCAUGCAUCGAUACAUCAGCCCGACCAGUGCUCCAUCAAACAUGCCGAUUCAUUUGGUGAGUUUUGCGGGUUUUUGGGUCGUAAUUCUAGCAGAGAAGAUGCUCAAUGUGCGAUGCUUCGAUUUUUGUAAAAAUUGGGUCAGAUUUAGAGUGCAUCAUCUCAUGAUAUAUUUGAGAUUUUCCGCUCGCGAUUUACAAAAAUAACCACGAUUUUUUGGCCUAAAGUUUGGCGAAAAUUUGACAUUUCUUUUGCAAGCUUUACCACGAAAAUCUAUAGUCGGAUUUCCACGGGAAUGAGCAAAGUUUCUACCAAAAAAUAUCUUUUUCCAAGCAAGAUUGGCAGAGAUAUUGCCUAAAUACGGUCUUUCCUCUGAUGGGUCUCCGCAAAUAGUGCACUCUCUCUCUUAUCGGAAAAUGAUGAAGAUCUUGGGUCCUCCGGAAAGCACGAGCUAAAAUGUGCAGUAAACAAUAGUUGACCUAGAAAAAAGAUGUUUUUCGGUUGGCCUUAGAACUAAAACUUUUAGCCCGUUUAGGGAACAGCUAUGCUCACAGCAAUGGUAAUUGCUGAAAAGCAAUUCAUCAGUCAGGUUGGGGCUUAUUGCAAGGUUAAAGAAAUAGAAAAUUCCAGCACCAAAGCUGGAGUUUUCAACGAUAUCUUAUUGUUAAAAAACCGUAAUCUUAACUUAUCUCUAAAAGUUUUUCAUUCACUUUACCUAAUCUGCUUUGAGAUUUCCCAACUUUAAAUGAUAUUUCAACUUUUUUAGCGGCGAUUUUGAAUUUACCAAAGGCCUUCCCAGAGAUAAAAUGACCGCUUUGAUGUUUUUAUGGCCUCAUUUCGGCACCCCAAUUUGCCAGGAAUUAAGGAAUUGUAAUCCCUCAUUGCGAAAAUAAGGAAAUAAAAAUUGAAAAAGUGCGCUUUUUGAGACGUACGGUAUUGCUUUUGGAGAAAGUUUUAAAGCGGAUUUUGACGGAUUUUUUGGUAGAGAAAAAACCUCAGAUUUAGCUGAUGUAUAAGACGGGAAUUUUUUAUGGUAAAAUUUGCAAAAAAAUGUCACAACUUUCGGACUAAUUCUAAUAUCUCCAUCGCUUGUAGAAUGCGCGGGCUGGCGACUAUAUACCAUAAUAAAUUUUCAUCUAGUCUGCGCCAAGUUUCAUUAAAAUUUGAACGCCACAGCUCACAAAUUUCUUAGCUUGGCUGAUAUUUGGUCCCCUCUUGACAUACCUUUCCCUCUUUCUCACCUAGCCCAAUCCCAAAAUCAACAUUUUUCCCGCUCUUCAAUUGAGUUUACAGCCGUACCCACCGCACAUCCUUUUCAUCCCGAAAUCCCGCCAAAAUCUCCUCUCCCCCACCCCGAUAUUAUCCCUCAGGCCAAGCUCAUUAACCGUGAACAUCAAAUCAAAAAAAAAUUUUUUUGGGUGAAAAAGAGAGAACUUUUUUUCUUCGGGGCCGGAUAUAGCGAAAGAGGUUUGAGAAAAUCGGAAAGGAUCGGCCGAAACAAUUGGUUUUUGUUUUGCUGACCGGCCGAAAGCGUCUAAUUAAACGGCCGCUAAUCGCUGCUACCCUUUGACCGGAGGUUAUUUACCGAUUGCUAAGAGCGGAUAUUGGGAUGCACAUUACUUUCUAACCUGGAAUUUUUGACUAUAACAUCCAACGCCGCCGGUAUUUUCGUUUGGAUUUAGACAUCUUAUUCUAAAACUAUUAUUUUUGGAAAACGUUGCAACGUACUAUUUAGCAACCAGCUAUCAUUUUGAAACUUAUUCCACUGGCAGUUCAGCGAAUUCCCCACAAUAUUGAACACUAUUUUCUAAAUCUCUACUGCCUUAUCGCUCCCUAAAUUCGAUUACACUUUCCUCCAGCUCCAUGGGAAAGAUCUCAAAAUAUUGUUAGCAACUCGCAUUGUAACCCGAUUGCUCGUCGUCAUCGAGUGCAAGGAUGGGUUCGACGGGCGCUUACAACACUCUACGGCGGCUCACAUCCCCGUCCUUGCAAUUCCGCUUUCAAAGUGUAAUUCCGCCGGUGCCGCCGCCACCGCCGAAUCGCGAUUCCUCCGAGUCCAGGCCGUCCUCCAUUUAUUCCGGAUUCGGUAGGAUUGCUGUAGAUCUCAGAGGGUUACUGUAAACUUUUUUGGGUGACGAUAGAGGUUUUAGCAAAGGCGCUGCGACUUUUCGGGUCUGCGACAGUUCGGUCAAUGGUAUUCUGGAUCGCGUCGGUUCGUCGUUGUAUGGGGGAAGCUUGUGGAAGGCUUAGUUAAUUGAAAUAAUAGGGUUGAUCAGGUAUUAGUAUAGCUUAUCAGCUAUUUUGGGGUAUUUUAAAUGCAUUCACAUCAAUAAUAUCUAGAUAAAGUUACAGACUUUAGCUUUUUUGCCGCAAAUUUUAGUCUUUUACAUUUUGAUAACGCAGGGUAAAGAAGAAAACUAACGAUAGUAAUAGCUAAUUAUUAUAUCGCUUAUUAAACUAACGUUAGUAAUAUCUAAAAUUAGAAAAAACGGACAUAUCGCAAGUCUCCGCCGGGCCAUCACCGAGCGUCCGCCGACAAUCCAACGGCUUUUCCAGGCCUCGCAGGCACCUCCUACCAAUUUUUUUAAACUAUCCACCUGUCCUACCCCUCGUACCGAUCGGUUUUGUGUUGACCCGAACUGUCGUCGACGCGAAAAGUUUACAGCCUUGAAGACGGAAUGUCACAGAAAUUUUUGUUCUCCCUCGCCUUGAAGGAGAAAAUUUUAACUGUUGACGAAAUAUUUUACAAUUUAUUUGGUUAUUUGAGCUGUAGUGCAAGUCUGUCGGGAAAAUAAUGAGAACAAUAUCGUUGCGCCGAUCGGAAGUGAAAAACAAUUUGAUUUUGCCGCGACACAAUUCAUUUUCUCUGCGGCGAUGCAAUUUUUGAUGCGACCGAGUGCUCACUAUUUUCCCGACAGACUGAUAUUGCUUUAAAAUUCCUUUUUAUCAGUCUGUCGGAAAAAUAACGGCGGAUCGUCGCAUCAAAAUGUCUCGCCUCGCCGCUGUCGCGCACCAAAUCCCAAGUCGCGGCUUGCAGUCGCAAAGCGAUGAUGGGCGAUUCCGAGGCGCGACGAUCCGCCGUUUUUUUCCCGACAGACCGAUAUAAAGGGACAGCAAAAACGUGACAUUUUGUCUUCUUAUAAAACGCACGAUUCAAACGUAGCCGUUUUGCUCCUUUAAAGACAUUGCACUUUUAUUUGUUCGAUAUGUUUCUCGCCUCGUAUCCAAUUUUUGUUUUAAACAUUUUUUGAAACUUUUUCGCCAUUUGUCCCAAGGGCAUUGGGCCAUCUAAGUUGAACCCUCAAAAAUUACAAGAUUCUUUUGGAUAUUUUUCAGUGGGGUUUCAAAUGACAGCCGGGUCUUCUUUCUGACCAUUUCAAAAUAGCCCCCUUUCCGUAGCGGAAAAAUGGUCUAUUGUUUUCCCAAUCAAGUGAUGGAUGAGGAUCGAAAAAAAUGGGAUUAAAAUGGACAAAAACGAGAGUUUUAUAACUGACUUAGAGAGAGGAUGACUUAAAGUUGAACUAGGAUGAAAAAUUUGCAGAAAAACAAAAGUUUAAGGUCUUCGAAAAGACAGCCAUUCAAGAAGUAAUUUUCUGCAAAAAAACGGAAAAAUUACCGUGCUGUAAAUGAGGGUUGUAUUCUGUAUCAUGGGAACUAGACACGCUGGAGAGAAACAGACUUAACCAUGGAGUCUACCGUAUCCGGAGACCAUUUUUUGUAGCCUAGUCCGAGCCUCUAAAAUGACAUUUUUUGUAACCUAGACCAAGCCUCUAAAAUGACGGGGAAAUUUUGAAUAUUCAUGUUUUUUGUCAUCAAAUUCAGCUUUGCCAAAUUUCUCAAAAGUUUUAAAUAAAUUUCCAGCGAUUUUUUUCCGAAACUAAAAUAGCAAAUAUGCACUUUUUAAAAGGAUACCCCUUUUGCCACCCAAAAGUAAUCUUCAAUAAUUUUUGAUUUAUCUCCUGCGAUCCCAUCUAUCACACCCAAUAUCUUCAUGGCAUGUCAAACUCAGAAAAAAUACUAAUAUUCGCUUUAAAAACGAUUGAAAAAGUUUCUUUUUAUAGCCAAAAUUGAAGAAUUAGGGCUACUGGGUUUAGUGCAAUAUGACGUCAUCUUAGUAUAAACGUGUUUCAUGGUAUUUUCAGAAAACGUAAGUCGCGUCAAAUGGGAGGAAUUUCCGUUGCGUCGAGAUGUGGAGGAGGGCGAGAGCAACGACGGAACGUCCAGCGGGCCAACGUCGUUUGUCGCGAAGAUCGUCAAAGUAAGUCAUGCUUCCGAGACAUUGCUCAAAACGUAGCGCUUCAGUUGAGAUGAAACAAACUCAUAUUUAAAUUAAGCCUCAAUAAGAAAUAUAAUGGAUUUUUAGCGCGUGCUUUGCAGAAACAACAUUUUUUAAAUAGUUCAAAAAUUGAACCAAAUUCGACAAAGCGUUCACACGAAAAAAAUAAUUUUUCCCGUACGAAAUUGCCAAAGCUUUGGCCAAAAAACGUACUCUGACAUGCAAAAUUAUGAGAAGAUCUAGCUGAAGAACCUUGAGAUAUUUCCUGAUGACAUAAUUUACAAAUUUUCUCUGUUUAGGCCCUAAAAAUCCUCGCACCGCACGUUGGCCUGAACAUUUUACUCUUCACUUAUAUCGCCUUUGGCGCGGGAAUGUUCAUCUUCUUGGAGGCGGACAACGAACUGGAAAAGCGGAAGGAGAAAUUGACCGAAAUACUCGCCAUAUAUCAAAGCAUCAUCAACGAGUCCUACUCAAUGUGCGGUGGCCAUACCAAUAUAUCCAAUGUAAUUUUAUGUUUAAUAGACCUAUCUUCAGCCGAUCACUUUUACCGUCAUAUUUCAGGUAGAAAGGCGGCUACGGCCACUGUUGUCGGUGCUCUCACGCACUCACGAAUACGAUGACAAGUUCACAUGGGAGGAGCAGAUGUGGACGGACAAUGAGGACCGACUCUCGACGAAAUGGACCUUCGCCGCAGCCACAUUGUACGCGCUGACCGUCAUAACCUCCACCGGCUACGAUCAUUUGUCGCCGUUGACGGAUUUAGGUCGCAUCUUCACCGUCAUAUACGGGUUGUUGGGGAUCCCGCUGAUGUUCAUCACGGCCGCCGACAUAGGAAAAUUUCUGUCGGACCUGGUGAUAAGGUUCUACGCCAAAUGCUUGGCGGUUUACGAAUGGGUUGGCAAGGUGUGGGAGGCGAUGAGGAAUUAUAUUAUGGACGUGGAUGACGACUCCAUUGAUUCUAGGUAAGAGAAAAGAUGCGCGGAAAUCAAAAAAAUCUUCAAUUUCUUGGCAAUUGCCACACAGUGCCGGACCGGAUUCAGUGGCAAAAAACGUACCAUUUUGCAUCCGGGAAGCAUCAAAAAUGCGGCAAAAUGCUUCCCUCUUCAAGUGAAAAAACUUCGUUUUGAAGGCCCUUUCCCUCAAAAAAGAGCGGCGCGCUUUUGAAAUCGGAGUUUUUUCCCUUGGAGCAUUUUGCCACAUUUUUGAUACUUCCCGGAUGCAAAAUGGUACGUUUUUUCCCACUGGAUCAAGGCCCCCUGAAUGAAAUUUCAAAGCCCAUUGCACUGUGAAAAAAGCCGAAAAUUGUACAGUAAAAAUAGAGCUUUUGUUUUCUCACAGUGCUUGCCGCAACAACCGCUCCAGCGACUUUGCGAACAGACUAUAACGCAAAAAAUUUCAGGAAAUAUCACGAACGCCGAAAAAGGAAUCGAAACCCUGACGACGACGAUGACGACGAGGAGCGACUGCAACUCCCAAUUGUCAGUUAUUUCGCGCUGGUUGUCAGCUAUUGUUCGCUGGGCUCAUUGCUCUUCAACUGGUGGGAAAAGGGUCCAAUUUGGUGAGGAAUUUCAAAUAUUGUAAGCAAUUUGGAAAAAAUGUUUUCAGGUCUUUCAUUCACGGGCUAUUCUUCUCCUUCAAUACGAUAACGACCAUUUCCUUGGGUAAUAUUUGCGUCCGCAACAAGUUUUAUCUCGCCCUCACCGUGGUUUAUGUCAUCAUUGGGUUGGCGGUGGUGACGGCGAGUUUGGAUUUGUGCAGCAGCACGCUGAAGAGGACGUUCACGAAACUGCAUUACUUUGGUCGCAAGAUUCGAGGGGCCCGAAGAGGGUUCGCGAAUGUCAGCGACGACAUCAGAGAGGCCAUGAAGAUCAUGGCGGCGUUGAAAAAGACACGGUAGGGGCUUUCAGCAGCGAGUGGGGGAACGGUUCCAGUGAUCGAAAAAGGUGGACGAUGUGGUCAGGAUGAGUCUUCAUUUGAUAUCAAAAAAAUGAUAACAAAUCAAGGCUCAUCCUCACCACAUUGUCGCCCUUUUUGGUCACUGGGCUGGUACACACUGUAGCUUUUGACCUUUUUUUCAAUACCUGCAUAAAAAAGGCUUUACGAUCAAGUUACAUUUCAACUUUUCAGACCCAGCAAAGAGAGGAUAACCCUGGAAGAUCUAAAACGAUUUCUUGAAGUCCAAGAGCAUCUGCUCCGUCAGCCCUAUGUGCCGUACAACGUCCACAUCUUCAAAUGGAUCGAAGACGCGGUAAGUUUUUUGGGAAAACACUACAGUGGGGGACCUGAUCCAGUGGCAAAAAACGUACCGUUUUACAUCCGGGAAGUAUCAAAAAUGUGGCAAAAUGCUUCCCUCUCCAAGUGAAAAAACUCCGAUUUCAAAAGCGCGUCCGCUCUUUUUGUGAGGGCCCUUCAUAACGAAGUUUUUUCACUUGGAAAGGGAAGCAUUUUGCCACAUUUUUUAUGCUUCCCGGAUGCAAAAUGUUAUGUUUUUGCCACUCGAUCAGGUCCCACUGUACCUUCUCUCAACGGUGAAACAGGAAUGAAAGUUUCCAUGCAAAAAUCCGCAAAAAAACUCUUUUUGCCAACUUUCGGCCUAAAAAUGCCUGUAUUUUUCUUGCAUUUUCACUUUCUCAAUAUAAAUUUAUAUUCCCCAAACACCUUCAAAAUCACUUAUCCUUUUCAGUAUGCCCAAUAUCACUCGGACAGUGGGUCAAUGUCGUCCAAGUCUCUGCACAAAGCGUCCUCAUCCCGGUCCAACAACGACGCGUUCAUCCUGUUCUAG
Molecule: messenger RNA, 7096 nt
Organism: Bursaphelenchus xylophilus (pine wood nematode)
Lineage: Eukaryota; Metazoa; Nematoda; Chromadorea; Rhabditida; Aphelenchoididae
Source: the annotation of a GenBank genome assembly